Messenger RNA from Fusarium verticillioides 7600, 863 nucleotides. RefSeq lists its product as hypothetical. The record is from RefSeq and is a predicted model, not a curated record. The coding region runs from base 232 to 591 and encodes 119 amino acids. Gene Ontology annotation, cellular component: mitochondrial large ribosomal subunit. NCBI's taxonomy places the organism in Eukaryota, Fungi, Ascomycota, Sordariomycetes, Hypocreales, Nectriaceae. Gene Ontology annotation, molecular function: structural constituent of ribosome. The transcript is spliced from 2 exons. Gene Ontology annotation, biological process: translation.
GGAAUUUAAAGCCUUGCGCAUUUUGAUCAUCGUGACCCCAAUCCGAGCCCGACGACCUGUAGACACUUCAGCUCUAUCAGGAAACAAGCAUCCACGAUUGAAGUAUUGGGAAAUUUAUCAAUUCAAUACCUUUCGUUUCCAAGACUCCAGCACCGGCCUUGGAACUUCGACUGGGACUUGACCACCAAAGCCGACCAUCAUCUUCAAGCCCAUUAACGUCUCUCUGUGAAGAUGGCUGCUCCGCUUCUCUCCCGAAUAUACUCUCCGGCCGUACUAUCUGCGGUCUCUUUUCGCCAGUUCACCCAGAAACUCUUCCCGUCGUUGUCGAUUGCGAUCCCUGGCGUUUCCUUAAACCUACCCACCAUCGAUGAUAUCUGGGAGUCUGUGCUACGAGCGGUACCUAAGAACAAGGUCUCCCAUUCGAGAAAGCGACAUAGACAAAUGGCGGGCAAGGCGCUGAAGGAUGUGAACAAUUUGUGUAAAUGUCCCGGAUGUGGUCAACCCAAGCGUACACACCGAUUAUGCCAAACCUGCUUAGAAGAAAUGAGACAAAUUUGGCGUCAGGACUACCCUAAUGAUAGGUCGAUCUGAAGAGAAAGGGAAAUGGGACAUUGAUAAUUCACCACUGUACAGUCACCACGGAAUCAUGCAUACCAUGGGCGUUUUGGCUUAGUUUGGACCUUGUAUGAAUAUGAGCAGUAUACUAUGUAAAAGUUUCAACUACCGCGAUAAAAUUCUGGCAGCUUGAAGAACUGUGAGAACUGUGUUUUAACUCUGUGUAUAAAACAUUGAUGCAGCAUGGUUUUGGUAUGCAAGAGUAUAGUGUGUUAUCCCACCUAUCAAUGAUAAAUGGUCAACUAGGA